AUGUCAUAUGCUCUGGCUUCAAAGAAACGAAAGUUUCACCGUGUCCUCGACUCCAUCUCCCUCGGAGCCUCUCAGAAACCGACGUCAGCACAGCAAUCCUCAUCAGGCGACAAGCUCAUGUUUGACGGAACAGCACAAAUAAACCCUUCAAUAAAACGCGUUCGAUUAUCAGGAGGUGAUAAUUCCGACGAUUCACCCGUUCUACUCUCAGGAAAAGCAAUUUCCCGGCAUUCGACGCCUUCAACCGCAUCUUUACGACCUAGCUUUGUACCCUGGGACCGCGAGCGAUUUUUGGAACGACUGGAAACGUUUCGCAACGUUGAACGGUGGAAGCCGCAGCCAGACACUAUAAAUGAAGUCCAAUGGGCAAAGCGAGGAUGGUCAUGCACCGAUAAGAACCGAGUGGAGUGCGUUGGCGGGUGUGGCCAUUCUGUUGUUGUUAAGUUACCCGACGAUAUAGAUGAGUUGGAAGAAUACGACAGUGAAAAGAUAGCAGACCGGAGAGAACUUCGAGCCCAAUUGGUCCUCAAAUAUCAAAAUCUAAUUGCUGAAGGGCAUGCUGAAAAAUGCCCUUGGAGGAACUCUGGUUGUGAUGACUCGAUACAUCGUUUACCAUUAACUAACGCAGAGACGACAUUGCGGAAUUUCCAGACACGAUAUAAAAACCUCGUGUCAGCCGGUAUUAGACUUCCACCAAUAGAUGUUCUUAUCUUGCCUGAGAAGUUUAACUUAGAAUCAACGCUGGCCUUCCUGCCACCCGGAAUCCUUGAUGGUCGCGCGGAAAUAAGUGACCCAGCGAAUACUGUGCCAAGUAGUGAUACAGAAGGUUCCUCGGAAAACACAUUACUAGCUCUUAACAAGGCCGCAUUUGCUCUUGCGUUCUUCGGAUGGGAUAUCGCUGGCGAAGCAAACGCUGGCUUGGCUGGCUGUAAGGCGUGUUUCAGGCGGUUGGGACUAUGGAUGUAUACGCCAAGAGAAGAUGGAAGGGAUUCUCUCUACUCCGAAUUAAAUGUUGUUGGUGAACAUCUGGACUAUUGCCCUUGGAUAAACCCUGGAUCCCAGAGCGGAAACAAGUCUGGGCAAUGCGGCUGGGAAGCCCUAGGCCGUGUGAUGGAAAGCGAACAUCGACGGUAUAUGUGGUCUAAAAAUAAGCCACUGCAAGCUGAAAAAACCUCUUCAAGUGAAACAGAAAACAUUCCUGAGUUACUAGAUGAGGAGACCAGAAAGACCAAAGACAGGGAGUGGUGGGCGAAGCUUUUGCGCGUCCGCCAGGUCCUUCAGCCAAAGGGAACUAAAAAGACAAAACUAAAGUAA
Molecule: messenger RNA, 1314 nt
Organism: Trichophyton rubrum CBS 118892
Lineage: Eukaryota; Fungi; Ascomycota; Eurotiomycetes; Onygenales; Arthrodermataceae
Exons: 3
Coding region: 1-1314 (437 amino acids)
Cellular component (GO): nucleus
Molecular function (GO): zinc ion binding
Source: RefSeq, a predicted model, not a curated record